Molecule: messenger RNA, 715 nt
Organism: Aureobasidium pullulans EXF-150
Lineage: Eukaryota; Fungi; Ascomycota; Dothideomycetes; Dothideales; Saccotheciaceae
Exons: 1
Coding region: 129-632 (167 amino acids)
Source: RefSeq, a predicted model, not a curated record
UAGGCCGAACCAAGAUGUUUGGUACCGAUCAAGAUUCCAGAUCGACCCAAAGUGGCGUGGGUGGCUAUACCACAAAGCGUCACUUUCGGCGGCCUCUUACAUAUGCAGCGACAGCCUGCUGAGGAAGAAUGAGUACUACCGCCCCUUGCAAGACCUAUUCGGUCAUGUCAUGGAGGCAGCAAUUGCCCAAAGUGAGACACUCAACCCACUGCUCGGAGCGACGUGGCAGAUUGUCUCAAAGUUGGUCUGCCAACGCGCUAAUCGCUCGCUUCGGAGUUACGCAACUGAGCCCAAGUUCCCUUUCUGGAGGUACGAGGAGGAACAUAGAAAACCGAACACCGUCGUCCAGCGACAGCACCCUCAGGAUUCAGAUCUCGCUCUUCAGCCACCCGACCGCAAAAUUAGUAGUCCGAAAGAUACUAGAAGUAUUAACUAGGAGCUCCUUGCAAUCCUACAGACACCCCAGACGCUAUAUACUUACCUGUCUUGUACAUGUACCACAGCCUUUUGGCAACUGUAUACGCUGCCAAGCUGAUCCUCGAACAAUCGGACAAUCCCCUUCUGUGGUCAACAGCUUCGUAGCCGUCAGCAAUUGGACCGAAUUCGGUGAUAUAGCCGCCGUGGCAAGGUAGAAGGAAUAACGUCUUGCCGCGAUCGGUAACAUGAGAUCACUGGCCAGGUUUCUGCGAUUAGCAAAGGCAAAGGCAAAGAUGCA